Molecule: messenger RNA, 992 nt
Organism: Daktulosphaira vitifoliae (grape phylloxera)
Lineage: Eukaryota; Metazoa; Arthropoda; Insecta; Hemiptera; Phylloxeridae
Exons: 8
Coding region: 136-885 (249 amino acids)
Source: RefSeq, a predicted model, not a curated record
UUACUUUGAAAGACUAGAUUAUAUAAAACGUUCAUAUAUAACGAAAUUUACUUAUUUAACUAAAUACUUACAAUUAUAUUAUUUUGAGCUUCAAUAUUUGGUCAACUAUUCAGAACUAUCACUUUGGAAACAAUUAUGUAUUUACGAUUACAAUUAAUCCUGUUUAUUGGAAUUAUAUUUUCAACAACAGAAAUAAUCGAAGGAAUAAUAGAUCCAACAUCAGGAAUAAUCAAAUUAAGUCAUAUAUUUAACACUUUGUCAUUAAAAAAUUUACCAAGAUCGCUCGAUAUAAUUCAUAAUUGUAUUGCUAACUCAAACUUAAAUCCAACAAUUGAAAUUAAAAAAGAAAAAAUCAAUCCAUUUUUAACUAAAUUGAGAGGUGAUAUCGUUUCUAGUAAAAUUAAUCCAAAUACAAUAAGUACCAGUAUAUUUGAAUUUUUAAAAUUAGAUGAAAAAUAUAUAACAGAAGAGUUUAAUGAGUGUUGUAUUGAUUUCCAUUUAAAUUUGUUUACAGUAGAAGAGUCCAAAUUAAAUAAUACUACGGAGAGUUUGACAAAAAUGGUAGAUUUACGAUUUACAGAAGCAUUUAAAAUUAUGUAUGGUUGUUUAAAAGAGUAUAAAAGUUUAGAUAAUGCAGUUAAAAAACGCUAUGGGAUAAGAAGACAAAGUAAAAACAAUCAAAAAUCAAAAAUUGAAAGAGUACACAAAUUAAAACAACAUACUAUCGAUGUUAUGUCUCCUAAUAAAAAUUACACUUCACAGUAUAUUGUUAAUUCAUUAGAAGAGCACAUUCAUGGAAAACAUAAUCACACAAAUCUUUUCGCAAAGCCUUGUACUGCUGCUUAUUACAGCUAUUUGGUGUUUAAUGAUUAUGCUAUGAGAUAGAUCUUGGGAACUACCUGAAGAGUUCAAGGUCGUAUCUGAGGUGGCAUCUAAGAUAUCCGAACUCCCCACAUCCAAUUUUUUCAAUGUCUUAGAAUUUUUUUUAAAUU